Helianthus annuus (common sunflower) is the source of this 1339-nucleotide messenger RNA. RefSeq names its product PTI1-like tyrosine-protein kinase At3g15890. Gene Ontology annotation, biological process: protein phosphorylation. Gene Ontology annotation, cellular component: plasma membrane. Gene Ontology annotation, molecular function: ATP binding; protein kinase activity. NCBI's taxonomy places the organism in Eukaryota, Viridiplantae, Streptophyta, Magnoliopsida, Asterales, Asteraceae. The record is from RefSeq and is a predicted model, not a curated record. The coding region runs from base 118 to 1242 and encodes 374 amino acids. The transcript has 4 exons.
AGCUUUGUAAUCACCGGAAAACCAACAUCUUCUUGCUGUUUCCACCAGUGUUUCUCCCCAUAAUUCAUUGUGAAAUAUAUAUUAACACUCUCAACUUUGAUCUUCAUUUCUUUAAUCAUGACAUCGAUGAAGAAGUUAAAGAACUGUUUUUGUUGCACUUCUCAGGAUGAUCAAGAGCCAAAGAUCAUUCCCCAAAAGACUAGGGAUUACCCAUGGAAUAUGUAUACUCUCAAGGAACUAGUGCACGCAACCAACAAUUUUCACAACGAUAACAAGAUAGGUGAAGGCGGAUUUGGUAGUGUUUAUUGGGGUCGAACAAGUAGAGGCGCCGAGUUGGCAGUGAAACGGCUCAAAUCCAUAAACGCGAAAGCAGAAAUGGAAUUCGCGGUUGAGGUGGAGAUUCUUGGGAGAGUUCAACACAAGAAUUUGUUGGGACUAAAAGGAUUUCAUGCUGGUGGAGAUGAAAGACUUAUAGUCUAUGAUUAUAUGCCUAACCACAGCUUGCUCACUCACCUCCAUGGUAAACUUGCAGCCGAUUGCCUCCUAGAUUGGCCACGGCGAAUGAGCAUAGCCAUUGGCUCCGCUGAAGGCUUAGCGUACUUGCACCAUGAAGUAACUCCUCACAUAAUACAUAGAGACAUAAAAGCUAGUAAUGUACUUCUAGAUUCAGAUUUUGAAGCUAAAGUUGCUGAUUUCGGGUUCGCAAAACUGAUACCUGAUGGAGUGACUCAUAUGACAACAAGGGUGAAGGGUACACUAGGGUACCUUGCACCCGAGUACGCCAUGUGGGGAAAGGUUUCAGAAAGCUGUGAUGUCUAUAGUUUCGGAAUAUUAUUACUUGAGAUUGUAAGUGGAAAAAAGCCAUUAGAAAAGCUCCCUGGGGGUAUCAAGCGUGAUAUAGUGCAGUGGGCUACUCCAUUUGUACAAAAGGACACAUAUGAUCACAUUGCUGACCCUAGAUUAAAGGGUAGAUUUGAUAUUUCACAGCUAAAGGUUGUGGUCAAGAUAGCCAUGGCUUGUACGGAUAGUAAUGCCGAGAAUCGGCCUAGCAUGAUGGAGGUGGUUGAAUGGUUGAAGAGUGGUGUUGGCAGUAGGAAAAAGGAGAUCCAUAUAGUUAAAGAUUUAGCUAAUGAAACUGAAGAUGAAGAUGAUUUUGGUGAUGAUGAUACGGAUUAUUAUGAAACUUUCGAUAAGAAGAAAAAUUCGCGUAGGGUUCCACGAUUGCCAUCAAGAACAAGAUGAAUCAAAACUAGAAUUUAUGAAAUUAAUUAUCUCAAUUGGUUCUUGAUGCCGUUGUAGUUCUUGAUUUGUGACGUAAUUAAACUAUUUUAUUAUGUGA